Messenger RNA from Archocentrus centrarchus (flier cichlid), 9510 nucleotides. RefSeq names its product phospholipase C, beta 3 (phosphatidylinositol-specific) (gene plcb3). The record is from RefSeq and is a predicted model, not a curated record. The coding region runs from base 446 to 4228 and encodes 1260 amino acids. The transcript is spliced from 34 exons. Gene Ontology annotation, biological process: lipid catabolic process; phosphatidylinositol-mediated signaling; phosphatidylinositol metabolic process. Gene Ontology annotation, cellular component: cytoplasm. Gene Ontology annotation, molecular function: phosphatidylinositol-4,5-bisphosphate phospholipase C activity; calcium ion binding; calmodulin binding. Lineage: Eukaryota; Metazoa; Chordata; Actinopteri; Cichliformes; Cichlidae.
GGUCGACCAGAUGGAAGGAAGGAAGGAAAGGAUCUCUCCACGGGCUCAAGUGCGUGAUUAAAGGAUUCUGCAUCAAUAAACAAAUAUAUGAAUCAGAGCUUAUAAUAAAAAAAAGAAGUGGAAUUAUAGGCGCGCCACCGCGUUGCGUGGACGCGGACAAGACACAGCGGCGGUGCGCACUGAAGCAACCAAGUCCCGUCUUUCUCUCUGGAUUUUACUCCUCAUGUUCUUCAAACUCUCGGGGAGGUUCUCUAACUUUUAAGGACAGCGCCUGACUUUUAGGAACCUCCCUCCCCUCCGUGUUUCAAUUAACCCUCUCCCCGGAAAAGUAGAAGAAGCUGUGGACUUGAAGUGGAGGAAGGAAGAUCGUUUUGUUCCUUCCGAGGAGUCCAGGUCGCCGUAGCCGGGGUUUAGGCGUUGGCACCCGGGCAGGGAGUCCCUCGUCAUGGCCGGGGCCAAGCCGGGAGUUCACGCGCUGCAGCUGAAGCCCGUGUCCGUCCACGAAGCGCUGAAGAAGGGCGGCAAAUUCAUCAAAUGGGACGAGGAGCCUAACGGUUCAGCGCCGACACUGGUAAACCUGAAAGUUGAUCCGGAAGGAUUCUUCCUCUACUGGACCGGAGGGACUGGCCUGGAUGUUGAGAUUCUGGACAUCAGCUACAUCAGGGACACCAGAACGGGAAAGUAUGCCAAACAACCAAAGGACCAAAAGAUGCGGGACGUGCUGGGCCUCGGUAAGGGGGAGAACGCAGAAGGGAAGCUGGUAACCAUCGUCUAUGGCAACGACCUGGUCAACAUUUCCUUCCUGAACUUCCAGGCCGUGCAGGAGGAUAUCGCGAAGAUUUGGACAGAUGAGCUCUUCGCUUUGGCCACAAACAUACUUUCCCAGAAUGCAUCGCGGAACACUUUUCUUUUCAAAGCGUACACUAAGUUAAAGCUGCAAGUAACCCAGGAUGGGAAGAUCCCAGUGAAGAAUAUCAUCAAGAUGUUUUCUGAUAAAAAGAGAGUGGAGACGGCUCUGGAGCAGUGUGGCCUCAUCAAUAACAAUAACAGGUCAGAGGGAAUAAAGCCAGAUGAUUUCACCUGGGAUGCCUUCCAGAAGGUUCUUGACACCUUAUGUCUUCGGCCUGACAUACAGAGCAUCUUUGAGGAAAGUGGCUCCAAGAGGAAGCCGUUCAUCUCUCUGGACCAGCUAAUGGACUUCAUCAACCGCAGGCAGAGAGACUCCAGACUAAACGAGGUGCUCUACCCCCCGCUGAAAAGAGACCAAAUCCGACAGAUCAUGGAGAAAUAUGAGACCAAUACCAGCCAGCUGGAGAGAGACCAAAUCAGUUUGCAGGCUUUCAGUCGGUAUCUGGGAGGAGAGGAAAACACCAUCGUACCUCCAGAGAGGCUGGACGUCAUCGAUGACAUGAAUCAACCGCUGUCUCACUACUUUAUCAACUCGUCUCACAACACGUACCUCACAGUGGGUCAGCUGACCGGUCUGUCAUCAGUGGAGAUGUACAGGCAGGUGCUGCUGACCGGUUGUCGCUGUGUUGAGCUGGACUGCUGGAAGGGCCGACCACAAGAUGAGGAGCCCUACAUCACCCAUGGCUUCACCAUGACCACUGAGAUCUCCUUUAAGGAGGUGAUCGAAGCCAUAGCGGAGAGUGCUUUCAAGACCUCGCCAUACCCCGUCAUCCUGUCCUUUGAAAACCACGUCGAUUCAGCAAAGCAGCAGGGUAAGAUGGCGGAGUACUGCAGGACGAUCUUUGGAGACGCGCUGCUCAUCGAUCCUCUGGAGAAAUAUCCACUGAGCCCAGGUCAGCUGCUGCCUUCGCCGCAGGAGUUGAUGGGGAAGAUUCUUAUCAAAAACAAGAAGAAACAUCACCACCACCGACCCUCUGAGGGUGGCAGCAUACGACGCAAAGAGCAGGGGGAGCAGUCUUCACCCCACAACGACUGCCCUCUGACAGAUGAGGGAAGCCAACUCAUGUCCAAUGGGGAGGAAAAGCUGGCUGAAAGGAUGGUGAAAGACUCAGAGCCUCGGAAGUCCAUUGGAGGUGAAGGAGAAAGCGAGGAGGAGGAGGACGACGAGCCAGUGACAGAACUGAAAAAGCCGAACUCUGACGAGGGUACCGCCAGCAGUGAGGCGCACGCCACGGAGGAGAUGUCAAAUCUCGUCAACUACAUCGAACCUGUCAAAUUUAAGGGCUUUCAGUGGGCAGCUGAUAGGAGGAGGUUCUUUGAGAUGUCGUCAUUUGUUGAAACCAAAGGCAUGGAUGCCCUGAAGAGCUCCCCUGUAAAUUUUGUUGAGUACAAUAAGAACCAGCUGAGCCGAAUCUACCCCAAAGGAACGAGAGUGGAAAGCUCCAACUACAUGCCUCAGAUUUUCUGGAACGUCGGAUGCCAGAUGGUGGCGCUAAACUUCCAGACGCUUGACCUUCCAAUGCAGCUGAACGUGGGUGUGUUCGAGUAUAAUGGCCGCAGCGGCUACCUGCUGAAACCAGAGUUCAUGAGAAGGACGGACAAACACUUUGACCCUUUCACAGAAAAUAUAGUGGAUGGAAUAGUCGCCAACACAGUCAAAAUUAAAGUGAUCUCAGGCCAGUUCCUGACAGAUAAGAAGGUGGGUGUGUACGUAGAAGUGGACAUUUUUGGACUUCCAGCUGAUACAAAAAGGAAGUACAGAACCAAAACAUCAAAUGGAAACUCUCUGGAUCCUGUGUGGGAUGAUGAAAUGUUUGUCUUCAACAAGGUGGUCCUCCCUACGCUGGCCUCUCUGAGAAUAGCUGUGUUGGAGGAAAACGGAAAGUUUAUUGGCCACCGGAUUCUCCCUGUUUCAGCCAUUAGACCGGGCUACCAUUAUAUCAACCUGAAGAAUGAGCUAAACCAGCCGCUCAUGCUGCCGUCCCUUCUGGUUUACACUGAAGCUCAGGACUACAUCCCUAAUCAACACCAGGAGUAUGCAGAAGCUCUCACCAACCCUAUUAAGUACAUCAGUGAGCAGCACAAGAGAGAGACACAGCUUGCUAGUCUCUUAGAAGAAAACAAUGAUGUGAGACAGCUUCUCACCAAUCAGCCUAAAGAGAGUGAGAUCAAGAAACCGACUGAAAUCAUUCCUGGAGGUCGACUCCCCUCCUCUUUCCAAUCCUCCCAUCACUCCAUAACUGACGAGUCCCCUGAAAUCCUCAAGUUACCUGCACCAGCACCAGCUCUGAAGGAGGACCUCAUAGCUACUGUCCUGACAGAUAUCCAGGUUCAUUCUGUAGAGGAUCUAAAGCAGGAGAAAAAAUACGAGAAGCUGAUUAAAAGCCAGAGAAAAGAACUCAAAGAGCUGCGUAAGAAACACUUGAAGAAGGUACAAACAGAUGUGUCUAAUCUGAGUAAGGAGCUGAAGAGCAAAAACACCCAGCUUCAUUCUGACACCCAGAGGAGACGCAGCCAGAUUGAGAAAAACCUCAAACGUAGUAUCAAGAAAAAUGAGUCCCAGGAACAUGCACAGAGUGAGCUGUCUGCGUUGGAUGAGGAGCUUGAGAAGCAGAAGAAUCAGCUGAGGGAUAUGCACAUGGAGAAACUCCUAAAACUUCGUGAAGAGCUCUUCAUAGUUGAAAAAGAGAAGCAAAAAACACACUUGCAUGAGGCUUACCAGAAGUUAAAGGAGAUAGCCAAAGAAUGCCAAGAGGCUCAGGUGAAGAAAGUGAAGGAGAUGUGUGACAAGGAGAAGAAAGAGCUCCAGAAGAUCCUGGACAGGAAACGACAAAACAGCAUCAGCGAAGCCAAGAACCGUGAAAAAGACAAGGCUGAAUCGGAACUGAAUGAGAUUAACAGGAAACAUAUUCAAGAUUCUGUCUCCUUAAUCCGUGGGCUGGAGGAGGCGCAGGCCAGGAGAGAAGAGAAGCUGCUGAUGAGACAUCGGGAGGUGCAAAAACACAUAGAUGAGGAGUUUCCACAGCUUCAGUCUCAGUUGGAUCAGGAUCUAGAGGAGGAGUAUCGGCAGCUACCCGAGGAAAUCUGCCAGCACCUACAAAUAGAGCUCCAAAACAAAUCUCUCCGAAAGGACAAGCUGUCCAAUCAUAGCAGUCCCAGUACAGGCUCGGGCCCACCCUCCAACUGCUCCACGCCCUCAUCAACGCCCAGUCGGAGCACUUGGAACAGGAGCAUGGACAAUAGCACCACCUCUCUGGCCGAUUCCACUUCGUCGUCCACUACCCCCGUCCUGUCAGAGGCAGAGAUGUCGUUCAGUUAAAAUUUUUACUACUUCAAAGGAAUAUACAUACAUUCAACAGGGGUCUAUAAUGAUUAUAAUGUGGGAUGGUAAUGAUGUAGAAUAUUUACUAAUUUUAUUCUUUUUUUUAAAAUCCAGACUGUUUUGGUCUCAUCUACAGAGCUAUAUUAUUUUUUAUUUUGCUGUUUUUGACAAAAGACAUGGAUUUUGUUGGAAUAAUUCAUUAGAAUCAUAACCAGAGUUAUGUUUUAUUGUUUUUUGUUUUUUUUUGCCCCCCUUGGUAUUUGUAAAUUUUGCUUUUAAUAUCACAUCCUUUCCGACCACCCCACCCCGCCAUCACUUCCAUUUUUGUGUGGUCAGUGAUCUUUCGUUCAAGCUUAUAAUGACUUUAACCUCUUUUGGACAUUUCUGGAAAGCUUUAACCUGUGCAGAGAGAGGGGUGUAGUUAUAAACCACAUAUCUUGUCGUCUUGAGCAGCUGACAGUGAUGGCAAAGGUAAUUCUCACUACAAAUUUGAUCAGCAUUACUUUGUGACAUCUUUAUCUUCUUCAGACAGAUGAGGGGGAAAAUUCAAAGACAGUCAAAGGAGAUUUUUUUUUUCCUAUCUUUCUCAAUUGUUAUAAAAAUGUAAAGAGUAUCAAGAGGGGAAAAGUAGGAAAAGAGGGAUUUUAAACCUGAUUUAUAGAGCUUAACUUUUAGCUGUAAUGACAGCAGCUGACCACCAAGCGGGGCUAGAGCUUUAAUUUUUUUUAUUUUUCUUUUAAUUGGUGAUUUGAGCUGCCUGCACAUGUGGCCUGAUAAUCCUAUUAGAUUGCACCCCAACACACACAUGCGUGCGCAUACACACCUGGAUUUGCAGUGUCAUUGGCUGGGAUGAAGUCUCUGUCCUUUAACCUUCAAUCAAAUUGCAGCCAAUGGGCAAGGGGCAGGGGAGGAGGGGACAUGAGCAGACAUCCAUCUGGCUACAAAUUAUGAGGGGUUUUGGUGAUGCAACACUCACUUUCUAAAACAUGUAGGCGUCUCUCUCUUCUCACACACACACACUCGCAUGCGCUCACAUACACAGUUUAUUGGUUCAGAAGCCCAAAGUCUCUAAAAUCCUCAUCCCAUCCAGUCUGCUCCAUACAGACAUGUAUUUAACACACAAUAGGGACAAUCCUCAGUAAUUUUCCAAACAUCAGAGAUUACUAAACUCCACAAGGGAAUUCGUGUGUGUGUGUGUGUGUGUGUGUGUGUGUGUGUGUGUGUGUGUGUGUGUGUGUGUGUGUGUGUGUGUGUGUGUGUGUUUGUGUGGGCAGAAGUUAAUCUCUUGAUGAGGCAUCUGCUUUUGGGGACAGUAAUACUUCCUACUAAAUUGAGAGAGUGUGUGUGUAUGUGUGUGUGUGCAUUUCUGUUGGUGCGGUUAGUUUGCCACUUUGGCGGUCUGGCGAAGGAUGUCAAAAGCUAAAGUAGCAUCACUACUGUAGAAGGCAGUUUUCUGAUGAUGGCCCAAAGCUGCACUAUGAUAUCUUAAUGUAAAAAUGCAUGUCCUUCUUUUUUUUUUUUUUUUAAUUUUUGGUAAAAUGCAUAGAAGCAUGCCUUUCCCUUACAAUUAAGGCUCAGUAUUAGUGUGGUAUUAAUUAUUUUAUGCUGCUUAAACUUCACUAAAGCCUCAAAAAUCCCACUAGCACGUUUCCAUUUUUUUUUAAAAGUGGACAUGAGAAUGGUACAUAUAGAUUGUAUGUUAUGUUAAAUAUGCCCUUCCCACACAGUUUCUUCAGUGUGCUGGAUAGCCAAAAAUGGUGUGUGGGAUUGUCAUGCACAAACUGAAUGGUACAUAUAAGUUAAGUAUCAGUUUCUCUCUACCAAAGCUCCAAAAAUCCCUGUUUUGCUGUGUAUAUAUAUUUUUUCUUUUUUUGGCAAUUUAGCAGCAGCAGCCUUUGUUUGAUUUCUUUUCUCAUCCACAUCCAAGAGGGAAAUGAUGGUACUUUGUGUAUGCAUACUGUGUAGGUAUUUAGCUGUAUGUGAAUUUUACUACUGACCACAAGUGCUGGUGAAAGAUGGAAGUCAGAGAGGUCAGAGUCAGCUGAGGGUUUCAAUUGAAUGUUUUCUCAAAGAAAAUAAUUUUUUAGAUGAUAUUUUGGGCGUCCUGUCUUGUCCUCUCCUACCUCUGUCCUUCAAUGAGCACUGGCUGCCUGCCUGUCUGUCUGAUUACCCCCUUCACACACACAUGUAAUCUAUUAUCUUUUGAAACUGAAUUUCAACAACUUUUUUUGUUUUCUUGUGAUUAAUUGAUGGAAAACGGUGUCCAUUCAGGCUGCUGAAAAAUGAAAAUCUUCAUAUCAAGUCCCCAUCACAGACUCAGUAUGUGUGUUGUUUUUGUUUGGCAUUUUAAAGUACCUGACAAUUUAAUGGCACUCUUUGUCCCACAAACGGAAAUCUUUGAAGCCAAAAGCCGAUUUGAUUUUGUUGGUGUUGCAUAUAGGUCAACAGCAGGACAGCCGUGACAACCUCUUGAGCUCUGAUAAUUCCCUGUCCCAUGCUGCAUGGAGUGUACCUAGAUGUGCGUGCCUACUUGUCUACAGUGUGUUAAAGACUCUGAGCCUUUAUUUUCUGCAGUGGUCUCAGAGGUGAAACUCUCACCAGUCUCAAAAUGUUUAUUUGCCAAAAAUAUCGACAUACUACUUGCAGGCAGUCUGCUUUAAAAGUUAGCUUGGUCAAAGUCAUUUAAUUCAGUACACUUUAUAGUGCCAAAUCACAGCACAAAUCAUCUCAGGGGCCUUUACACAUUAAUAUCAAAAUCCUAUAAUAUAGUAGAGGGAAAAACUCAACCACCGUAAGCGCUGGGUGACAGUGGCGAAGAAAAAAACCCCCUUUUAACAGGAACGAACCUUCAGGUUGACCACGCCCUUUGAGGCUGGCCAUCUGCCUCAGCUCGUUGGCGUUGAAGGGAGAGCGAAGAGAGAAAAGAGCACUGAGAAACAACAGUCAACACAUUCCAAGUCCAGUUAACACUACCUACUGUCCUUGAACGUGAAAAAGUCAUAACUAUCAGGUACUCGAGGUUUUUCCAUUUUUUAUUAUUGCGCAAAACAAACAUCCCAUUUUUCAUCUCUUCAUGUUUAAAUGCACUUUUACUCUGUUUUAUGUGUAAUUAAAAACAUUUAGUUCCUGUGACGCCGACAUCAAUGCAACUACUAACUAAGGAUUUUACUUUUUGUGUAUCAGCAGUUGUUUAUUUUGUGUACAUUUGUGAAUUGACAACAGAAAGGUUUUCCUCUUUGCACUUUGGACUUGGAUUUUUGUACUGUUUUCAUUAAGAGAAGCUUCUUUUUCUGUUUUUGGAUGGAACUUGUCAUCAUAUACUAAAUGAUAGUUUUUAGAUUUCUAAAAUUUAGUGAGAAAUCAUUCAACAAAAAAAAAAAAUUGAAGCAGAUCUGAGAAUUUUUUUUUUUUUUUUUUUGUGGAAUAGUGUACUAAUGAAACUCUUCUUUGCUUUAAUGUGUGAGGAAAAAAUUUUAAGAAUCGUAUCUGUAUGGAAAAUGCAAGCCCAUAAGUAGGCUACUUAUACAAAUAUAGUAUUUCAAAUGAAUUUCUUUGCCAGGCUUUUGAUAUGUGGACUCUUACUCUACUGUAGAAAUGCAUGUUGUCAGUUCUAGAUGGCUGUCAGUGGCGUUACAGUUGAUGUACAGUGUCUUUGUAGGUGAGCUAAGACAAAGGUGAUAAAACAGUUUACAGGUCUAACGGACAGCAAUUUAUUUGACCUAAAUUGAUGUGCUCACUUGCUGAGGCUAUGGGAUAAAGAGGAUGAGUCCAGUCUUCUUAAUAUGAUUGUAGCGUAUGUAUAUAUGUCUGUAUGUACCCUCAGGUGGGGCCAACUUUACGUAAACAUCGUCACACAUACAGCGAUUAUUACAUCUACAUAUUUUUUUUUAAACCUUUAUUAAAAAUCCAAAUUCUUCAGAUUUUCAUUAUCCCCUGCAAAUGCAAUGUUAAGUUCUCCGUUUGAGUUUAACAUGUCACGUUCCACGCGCGUCACCCGUACAUAACUAAACGCUCACCAAAAUUUGUAUCCAUUUUGUUUGAGUCACCACUAAACACGAAAUGAACAAUUUGAAAAAGCGUCUCAUGCCCUUUGUGAUUUAACGUGAAAUGACUGUGAUGACAUUUUGCUAGUUUGGCCUAUAGUAGGCGGGGGGCAUCUGGUGGCUCUCGCACUGUAUAGUGUAAAUCUCAAAAGAACAGAUGGUUACAGUAGCUGGCUAAUUAAUCAGGAAGUUAUAAAUCACAAAUCUGUGGUGUGUGACCUGUUAACCUUUUAAAUGUGAUGCAUAAAAUUAUGUUACUCUGGUGACUGUCAAAUUUUUUUCACUACUUCCAGUUUGAGUAAACACAUAAACGGGAAUAAAUGACGUUCCCAUAGGGCUCAGCUAAACCUUGUGUUUACUGCCAGUUUAUUAAUAUUGCUAGUCAUAAAGCGUUUCUGCUAAGAAAUCAGUUGUUAGCAUGACAAUAUUAGCAUUUAGCCCAAAGCAUUCCUGUGUCGAUUACAGUCUGGCCUCUAGAUUAGACAUUUAAUUUAUAGUCAGAUGAAAAUAAUACUAGGUUACCACUGAAAUUAAUUUAUUUGGUCUUACUUUAUGCUAAAGGAUUAGCAUUUUUUUUAUUAGUCAUAGGGUUACUAGAGUCAAUACUUUGAUUAGAUUUUCUGUAAACGUGUUAAAAAAGUCACGAGUCUUAAAUUAUAACUAUUUUCAGGAUCUUUAAUGGUUUCCAUUCUGAACAUUGGCACUGUUCUAGUUGAAUGUAUCCAUAUGUUUAGGCAGCUUUGGCGGUCCGUGUGCUAGUGCUGUUAGCGACUUUCCUUCCCACCAGCACAGAGCCUGGGGGGGCUUUGAGCUUUAACCUUUUGUUUCUGUCCUGCUUACCUCAUAAAAUCUCAUUCAGACACACACACAUACCAUUGUAUUCUGACACAAACACAUCAACGUAACAUUGGACACUAUGUUCACUUCAGCAUCACACACAAACACUCCUUGAUUUUAGUCUUCAUGGACAUUUGGUGUGACAAGGCUCCCUCAGGCCGGCCCUACGGCCUCUGGCUAUCAUGCCCCCCCCCCGAUAGUGGAAGACAGCAUGUGAUAUAUUAUACAAGAUGUGUAGCCAGUCUUGUUGACACUGUAUAUGUAGUAUAUGACUGUCAGAUAUAAAGGGAAAACUACACAAUGAUCUGGAUGUAAUACUAUAUUGUUUCUUCAUAACUGAUUAUAAGACUGAGCAUUCAGUAAUAAACUUCUAACCUCCUGUCAUGGAGCUUAACCUUU